GGUACUGCAAUUGAAGAUGCCGUGAGAAUGGAAAAGUAACCAGGUGAAAACGGUUAGAAAAAAUUAAUUGAGAUGUCACUCAGUCAAUGCCAAUCUUAUCUGAAACAGUGGAAAGACAAACCUCUGAAAGAAAAACUAGUGUUACUAGAAAUAUUACUUUGAACAACGGAAAACGGUAGAAAGUUGGCAAAGGAGAUUUUUAUUAGACAAACAGUGGCGCUAACAAGUUAGCUAGCAGCGAUGGAAGUGAGAAGACGUCUGUCAACUGAUAAACAUGACGAAAACAUAAAAGAAGAUACGGAUAUGGACCAGUUCAGCUUCGUCGGAGAAAAGAAAAGCUCGGGUUCGACUUAAGAACCGGAUAACUGCGCAUAUCAUGACUAUUGCAAUUCGUCUGACUAUGAUGAUGAGUGCUAUUUCAGCAACAGCUCAUGUAAUGACUGGUGUGAGCUUGACGAGCAUCAGGAGGCCAUCAUCAAAAUGUUUCAGGCAUGUUUUUUCUGCAUCAUCUUUCUAUUCGGAGUAACUGGAAAUUGUCUAGUGAUUGCCACGUUUGCUCUGUACCGCCGCCUCCGUCUUCGCUCCAUGACGGACAUCUUCCUGUUCCACCUGGCGCUGGCUGACCUCCUCCUGCUCCUCACCGUCCCUUUGCAGGCUGUGGACACUCAGCAUGGAUGGGUCUUCCCCGACUCCCUCUGCAAAGCCAUGCGUGCAUUAUACGCUAUUAACACGUACAGCGGUCUGCUGCUGCUGGCCUGCAUCAGCGUCGACCGCUACAUGGUGGUGGCACGAGCCCAACAGAUGCUCCGGCUGCGCAGCCAGAUGUUAACAGCGGGGAAGGUGGGUGUUGUUGGUGUCUGGCUUUUUGCAAUUCUGCUCAGCAUGCCAGAAAUCCUCUACUCUGGGGUGGAGGAGAAUGAAGGGAAGGCAUUCUGUGUCAUGCUGAUAAGGGGACAGGUCAAGAUGGCCACCAACGGAGCCAUCAUUGCAGUCUUCAGUCUGUCUCUCUUCAUCAUGGUGAUGUGCUACUCGUCCAUUGGUUAUGUGCUGUGGGAAGGCCACUCACAACGGCGAGGGAAGCGAUGGCAUCGACAGCGUACCCUGAAGCUGAUGGUGGCUCUGGUGCUGGUCUUUCUGAUCUUCCAGCUGCCCUACACCGUGGUGUUGUCUCACAAAAUAGCCGGGCAGUUCUGUGGUCUGUUGUUGGAGUUCAUCACCUGCACUCUGGCGUACACCCGCUGUUGCCUCAACCCUAUCCUGUAUGCCCUGGUGGGCGUGCGCUUCCGUAAGGAUGUGCUGCAGCUCAUCCAUGAUUCGGGCUGCCAUUGUGGACUUCAGCAGUGGUUGAAGACGGUGAACUCGAGCUCCAUCUCCGCUUCUUCUCCUGCUCUGACUAUGCUCUCAGUUUCCUCUCCAGUAUCUCCGACAUCUCCAACUGAACGCAGUUACUCAAGCAAUGAUACGGUGUCCUCCACCAAGUUUCAGUUUUCAGGAAAGAAGUUAAUCCACGGAGAAGAGGACUAGCCGAUGUUUUUUUUUUUUUUUAUUCAGGUGUCUUUAACAUGAUCUAGUCAUGAAAAGCCCAUGGGUGGUACAGUAGAGCGUGAACAGCUGGGUCGUCAGAUCUUUACUCUGACAUCCGGUGGAAAAGACUUGUGCUACAUUUGACUUACAAAGCAGUGAACAAUAUUUCUGAUCUGCUUCUAAAAUGUUUCUAACACAUUUGCUCUCUGAUUAGUAGAUAAAAAAAAUAAUAAUUUUAAGAUGCAAAUUUUAAAUUGAUGCAUAAAACUUUUAAAAAAUUUUUAUUGUAUUAUAUGAAGUCAUAUUUACUGUCAUUUCCCUUUGUAAUUGUCCUGUUCUACACUUUGUGAAGCUUUACCUAACCGUAUCAGGUGAAAUGUAAAAUAUAUUAUACUUUAUGAGCCUUUUUUAAAUGUAUACUAUGGUCACAAGUAAUUUUUUCUUUCUUUGGUUAACAUACAAAUUCUUGUUUUUGUUU
This is a messenger RNA of Melanotaenia boesemani (Boeseman's rainbowfish), 2002 nucleotides long. RefSeq names its product chemokine (C-C motif) receptor 10 (gene ccr10). Bases 481 to 1524 code for a protein of 347 amino acids. Lineage: Eukaryota; Metazoa; Chordata; Actinopteri; Atheriniformes; Melanotaeniidae. The record is from RefSeq and is a predicted model, not a curated record. Gene Ontology annotation, biological process: immune response; G protein-coupled receptor signaling pathway. The transcript has 2 exons. Gene Ontology annotation, cellular component: membrane. Gene Ontology annotation, molecular function: G protein-coupled receptor activity.